CUGCUGGAAGGCAGGCUCCGAAGCCUGGGGGCCGCAAGGUCAAAGUGGCAGGGUGCGCCCGCGCCCUUCCGGGGCCCUUCCUUUCUGCACCCAGACGGCUCCCUGGGCCUACAUCCGGGAGGUCAGAGGGCCCCACCCCAGGUCUGUCUCCAAGGCCUGGAACCUUUAGGGGCCCCCACAGGGGCGUGCAGCCCGAGGAGCAAGGCUGGGUGAAGCUGUUGGACGCUUGGCCAGCUGGCCCUGUGCACAGGGUCAGCCCAGUGAAGUUCCCAGCAGGGCAGGGGGUGGGGCUGGAGGGUCGGCCAGGUGCCUCAGCUCAGCCCCCGAGCCCUGCACCUCUCCUCUGCGUGGGGCUGAGAUCCUCCCCAGCCCGACUGGCGGCUAAGGGGGCCGUGCAUGGGUUUCAGGGCCACGUGGGCAGAAUGUCACGAUGGACGAGGGGGGCACACCCCUGCUCCCCGACUGCCUGGUCUACCAGAUCUUCCUGAGCCUGGGCCCUGCGGACGUGCUGGCUGCUGGGCUGGUGUGCCGCCAGUGGCAGGCCGUGUCCCGGGACGAGCUCCUAUGGAGGGAGCAGUUCUACCGCUACUACCAGGUGGCCCGCGAGGUGCCCCGGCACCCAGCCACAUCCUGGUACGAGGAGUUCCAGCGGCUCUAUGACACGGUGCCCUGCGUGGAGGUGCAGACGCUCAGGGAGCACACUGACCAGGUCCUGCACCUCAGCUUCUCCCACUCGGGCUACCGGUUGGCUUCCUGCUCCAAGGACUGCACCGUGAAGAUCUGGAGCAACCACCUGACCAUCUCGCUGCUGCACAGCGCAGACAUGCGGCCCUACAACUGGAGCUACACCCAGUUCUCCCAGUUUAACCAGGAUGACUCGCUGCUGCUGGCCUCGGGGGUGUUCCUGGGGCCCCACAACUCCUCCUCUGGCGAGAUCGUGGUCAUCAGCCUAGACAAAUACGAGCUGCUGUCCCGAGUGCGGAACAAGCCUUACGACGUGUUCGGCUGCUGGCUCACGGAGACCAGCCUCAUCUCAGGGAACCUGCACCGGAUGGGAGACAUCACCUCCUGCUCGGUGCUCUGGCUCAACAACGCCUUCCAGAAUGUUGAGUCCGAGAAUGUCAACGUGGUGAAGCGGCUCUUUAAGAUCCAGAACCUCAACGCCAGCACCAUCCGCACAGUGAUGGUGGCGGACUGUGGCCGCUUUGACAGCCCCGACCUCCUGCUGGACAUCAGUGCACCCCCGGGCUGCGUCUUUGACCUGGGCAGCGACGGCAUUGAGGAGGACGAGGAGGCGGCAGCUGGCCCGGCCGCGGGGCGCGUGGAGGAGGGCGUUCGGCGCCUCCUGGACACGCGGGCACAGCUGCAGCUGGCAGAGCACCGGCUGGAGACCAAGGCGGCGGAGUUGCUGGCCCGGAGCCGCACCAAGCCCCCUGAGCGCAGUGCAGCCUGUACCCAGAACAAGCUCCUCAUCUUCACCACAGGCUGCCUCACCUACUCACCGCACCAGAUCGGCAUCAAGCGGAUCUUGCCGCACCAGAUGACCAUGGCUGGGCCAGUGCUAGGCGAGGGGCGGGGCUCCGACGCCUUCUUUGACGCCCUGGACCACGUGAUCGACGUGCACGGACACAUCAUCGGCAUGGGCCUGUCCCCGGACAACAGGUACCUGUAUGUGAACAGCCGCGCCUGGCCCAGGGGCUCCGUGGUGGCCGACCCCAUGCAGCCGCCGCCCAUUGCAGAGGAGAUCGACCUGCUGGUGUUUGAUCUCAAGACCAUGCGGAAGGUGAAGCGGGCCCUGCGUGCACAUCGCGCCUACACUCCCAACGACGAGUGCUUCUUCAUCUUCCUGGACGUGAGCAGGGACUUCGUGGCCAGUGGGGCUGAGGACCGGCACGGCUACAUCUGGGACCGCCACUACAACAUCUGCCUGGCCAAGCUGCGACACCAGGACGUGGUCAACUCCGUGGCCUUCAGCCCUCGGGAGCAGGAGCUGCUGCUGACGGCCAGCGACGAUGCCACCAUCAAAGCCUGGCGCUCACCCCGCGCCGUGCGCGUCCACCAGGCCCCAUGCCCACGCCCCUUUUUCUCCUGGUUGGCCAGCCAGAGGCGCUGAGGGGCGCUGGCCAAGAGGAGCACCCGGGCUGUCCUCUGGCUGCUGGUGCCCAUGAGGACGCCAUGGAGGCUUUUCCCCAUGGCCAAGCUGCUGCCCGGGUCACGCGGGGACGGAGAAGCUCGCAGCAGUAAUGCCUUAGGAAGGGGCCUGGCAGGGCUGCGGGAGCUGAUGGCUGACCCCCACCACGCUCAUGCACGCACGCCGCUGGCCACAGCCGUGACACUGAGCACUGGGGUGCCGGGCAGCCUCCUGGCCAACCUAGGGUACACAGGACGCUGGGAGCCCCGCUCUUCACCCACCCUUUCCCUGGGCCCUGGGCUGUCAGCAUGACACUGCCCCUCGGCUGGCCCUGUGGGGCCCCGGGGGCCCCAGGCUUCCCCUCUGGUUGGCAGUGUGGGUCAGUCUGUCGUGGGCCCAGGGGAACCGCAUGUCACGAGUCACCUGUUUGGGACUUGAAUAAACAGUUGGCGACAGCACUCCACA
Molossus molossus (Pallas's mastiff bat) is the source of this 2596-nucleotide messenger RNA. It is a transcript of the gene FBXW5, whose product is annotated as F-box and WD repeat domain containing 5. The record is from RefSeq and is a predicted model, not a curated record. Lineage: Eukaryota; Metazoa; Chordata; Mammalia; Chiroptera; Molossidae. Gene Ontology annotation, molecular function: protein binding. The transcript is spliced from 8 exons. Gene Ontology annotation, cellular component: SCF ubiquitin ligase complex; Cul4-RING E3 ubiquitin ligase complex. The coding region runs from base 431 to 2113 and encodes 560 amino acids. Gene Ontology annotation, biological process: protein ubiquitination.